Messenger RNA from Peronospora belbahrii, 834 nucleotides. The record is from the annotation of a GenBank genome assembly. NCBI's taxonomy places the organism in Eukaryota, Oomycota, Peronosporomycetes, Peronosporales, Peronosporaceae.
AUGCCGUCACCCCCUUUGCCUGUCCAGAUCACUCAAAAGGAUCUACCACGUAUUUUUGCUAUCCUGGUACUUGGUUACGUUGCUGUUAUGUUGUUGGUACUUCAAUUGGACCAUUACUUUGCUGCGGAUGACCAAAAAGAAAGCUUCAAUUUCCCUAAGGUAAUGGUCUUUGUUGGGCUCUAUGUUUUCAUGAUGGUGAUCUCCCGCUUCUAUGAGCACGGCACCUACGUUUUGUACGAGAUGCUGUGGGCUUGCAACGUCUCGCUUGUGCUCGUGUUCAUGGCACUCUUGUUUUCGAAGCCUUUCCUGGUGGGCAUAGCGAUGGUGACGGUGUCAGGCGACCAUUUGCUGUGGUACAUUGACACACUUUCGUUUGUACUGCAUGGCAAGUUUGUCACGGGCGCGAUGAAAUACCUUACAUACCCGGAAAAUCGCUCAUUUUCCAAGACAUUCUUUGCAACGCAUCACCUGUGGUUUUUGCCCGUAUGCUUCUACAUCACGGCUGCACAUAAUGGCAUGCACAGCUCAAGCUUCGUCGGCUCAUGUAUUUUGACUUCUUUCUUAGCUGCAUUCUGUCGUGCUUUCACGCCUUUUACAGUUCAAGUGCCUGGUAAUGAACAUAUCAUCUACUUGAACGUAAACGGAGGCUAUGCUUUCUGGAAGGAUAUUAACAUUCCGCUGCUUCAUUUGGUAAAUCAUCAUCAUCCGGCGUUGUACAUUCCGUUCCUUGCGAUUGUUGGAAAUCUCGUCGCAAAUGGUUUUCCACACAUUUUGGUUCUGGGCAUCAGCCUUGGACUUCAGCAUAGUCCGAUCCUGGAAGGAAUAACCCACUGA